GUAUACAGCUGUCUAAUGGAACAAUUGAAGUGAAUGAAGUAUUGAAGAGGAUGGGGUCUAGCAGUGUUGAUUCGUGAAUGUUGGGAGUAGGGAUUCGUGUGGGAACACAGUUAAAAUGCGGUGAAGUUUCAGUCAUAUUUACAGUUCUGGGCACCCAUACACAUCAUAUAAAGGUCCAAGAUGUCAAGUGGUAAAUGCAAGAAUUGCGGCUGCUCUGAAAUUGAUGUGGAUCCAGCCCGUGGAGAUGCAGUGUGUACAAACUGUGGUUCAGUUCUGGAAGACAGCAUCAUUGUGUCUGAAGUUCAGUUUGAAGAGAAUGCACAUGGGGGUAGCUCAGCAUUGGGACAAUUUGUUUCGUCUGACUCCAAAGGAGGCGCAAGAGGGUUUGGGGGUUCUUUUCACGUUGGACUUGGAAAAGAAUCAAGAGAGAUAACAUUAAGGAAUGCAAAAAGAGCAAUAGUUAAUUUGGCUCAACAACUUCGGUUAAAUCAGCAUUGUACAGAAACAGCAUUUAACUUCUACAAAAUGGCAUUACAAGGCCAAUUAACAAGAGGCAGAAGAAAUACCCAUGUUGUUGCUGCGUGUGUUUAUAUGACUUGCCGGAUUGAAGCAACUCCACAUAUGUUGAUUGACUUCAGUGAUGUCCUACAAAUAUGUGUUUAUGAACUUGGACGCACCUAUCUGAGAUUGUCCCAAGCUCUCUGCAUCAACAUUCCAUCCAUAGAUCCAUGUCUGUACAUAUUGAGAUUUGCCAACCGACUUGAGUUUGGUGACAAAACUCAUGAUGUAUCAAUGACAGCCUUGCGAUUGGUACAAAGGAUGAAGAAAGAUUCUAUACAUAUAGGUCGGAGGCCAUCUGGACUUUGUGGUGCUGCUCUCCUGAUGGCAGCUCGACUUCAUGAAUUUAACCGCACCGUCUCAGAUAUAAUCAAGAUUGUGAAAGUACAUAAGUCUACAGUUAGGAAAAGGCUGAUAGAAUUUGGAGAAACACCAUCAAGUUCACUGACAUUGGAUGAAUUUAUGACAGUAGAUUUGGAAGAAGAGCAAGAUCCGCCUUCAUUCAAAGCUGCCCGCAAGAAGGACAGAGAACGGUUACAAAAAAUGGUGGAGGAAGAGGAGACUGUUCACAGCUUCAAUGAACUGCAGCAAGAGAUAGAGAGACAGUUAGAAGAGAAGGCGAGCCUUAAGAAAGCACACAAACGAACACAAGAGCCUGAAGCAGAUUCAGACCGUGAGAGCCAGGAUGCAGACCGUUUCAUUGUUCAGUCAACCCUUGGAACUAUCCAUGAUUAUAUUGCGGAUGAUCCAGAUCCAGAAACUGUUGAUAAUGAUGUUCAGGAUAAGCAAGUGGAUGAGCACACAUCCUCCCUUUCUACAGGGCUAGGUCCAGACAUUGCCAGCAUGGGGCUGGCAAACUCAAUGGAUGAUUGCCCUGAUAUAAGACCAGAAUCCAAUUGUGUGGAAGAUGGGAAUGGUGAAAUUGAUCUCACUGGUAUUGAUGAUGAUGAAAUUGAUUCUUACAUCAUGUCUGAACAGGAAGCCCAGUACAAAGAUUCUUUGUGGAUGAAGAUCAAUGCUACAUAUCUCAAGGAACAGAAAGAGAAAGAAGAAAGAUUAGCAAGAGAAAAAGAGGAAGGAAAACCAGAAAAGAAAAAGAGAAAGCCAUGUCAGAGAAAGCCUAAGAACAACAAUGCUGCUAACUCAGCGGGUGAAGCAAUAGAGAAAAUGCUUCAGGAGAAGAAAAUAUCGUCAAAGAUAAAUUACGAUGUACUGAAAAGUUUAAAUGUUAAAUCAUUAGACACUCCUCAGACACCUACUAAAGAAACCAGUGAAAGUAGUACAAUUUUAACCAAACGACCUGAGAAUAUUUCUUUAUUUGGCUCUCCGGAAAGAAGAAGAACUGACAUGACACUGGAUAGACUGGAUAAUCCAGUACAGAAACCAAAGACAGCUCGAGCUGCACCCAGGACUGAUGGUGUGAUCCGCAAAAACAAGGUUAUAACAGGUCAGGAUUCUCCUAUAGCUGCCAUGACAGCAGAAGAACCUCAGCAGGCAGUAGCAGAAAGGACAGAACUGGCCCCUGAACCUGAACUAGAUGAUGCUGAUGAAUUUGAGGAUGAGCAUGAAGUGGAACAUGAACAGAAUGAUCAAAUGUCUUUGACACAGAUGCUGAAUCAUCAUAGAGAGGAUGAUGAUUAUUAUGGUGGUUAUGAAUAUGAUGAAUAUUAAGUUAUUUCUGUUAACAGUGUUUGUCAAGAUUCCUAAUGCAGGCAGGAAAUCACCUUUCCACAUUCAUUUUCAUUUCUGCUGAAGAAGAAUGUGAGCAUACUCAAGAGUGCAUUAGCAGCAUGUAAAAAUUGGUUUCUUUGCGAACAUCACAGAAACAUUUUGUGUUAAAAGGAGCUAAUGGGGUGUUAAUUAAUGUGUACAGUGCAUGUGCAAAUUUUAUUAACAGACUGGAUCUACAAAUAAGGACUUGUACAUUAUUUUCUGUAUUAUAUUCCACUGUAUGUUUGGAGUGCCAACAUUAAUUCAUAUUUUUGAUUUUGCAUAUUUUCAGAACAGUGAUAUGAAUGUUCUCAUUAUAAGCCUGUCAAAAGUGUUGACUCUUUCAACAUAAAAAGUGAGCUUUAAAAAGACAGGAAAUCCUUGUACAAUGCAGUUAUUUUAUGUCAUUUUGUUAUAUGUCAAUUUUCCUCUGUUUAGUUUAGCUUGCAUUUGUAAUGUUUUAUUACAUAUUUGGAAUUUAAAAUUACAAGGUUUAAUUGUUCAUUUGAUAUCAUAGUUGGUGGUUAUAUAAAUGUCAAUUUAUACAAUUUGUACUGUUCUAAUGUGGUUCACUGUAUCAGGAAAUAUAUGGUAGGAAGUUAACUGUA
Molecule: messenger RNA, 2876 nt
Organism: Cryptotermes secundus
Lineage: Eukaryota; Metazoa; Arthropoda; Insecta; Blattodea; Kalotermitidae
Gene: Brf
Product: transcription factor IIIB 90 kDa subunit
Exons: 14
Coding region: 181-2229 (682 amino acids)
Biological process (GO): DNA-templated transcription initiation; transcription preinitiation complex assembly; transcription by RNA polymerase III
Cellular component (GO): transcription factor TFIIIB complex; transcription preinitiation complex; nucleus
Molecular function (GO): RNA polymerase III general transcription initiation factor activity; TBP-class protein binding; RNA polymerase III type 3 promoter sequence-specific DNA binding
Source: RefSeq, a predicted model, not a curated record